Molecule: messenger RNA, 1497 nt
Organism: Talaromyces marneffei
Lineage: Eukaryota; Fungi; Ascomycota; Eurotiomycetes; Eurotiales; Trichocomaceae
Exons: 5
Coding region: 1-1497 (498 amino acids)
Molecular function (GO): heme binding; oxidoreductase activity
Source: RefSeq, a predicted model, not a curated record
AUGGCAAAAGUAUUCGAUGCGGCUGAAGUCGCGAAACACAAUACUCCAGAGAGUUGUUGGGUCAUUCUAUAUGGAAAAGUGUAUGAUGUCACCGAUUUCAUGUCCAGCCACCCCGGCGGUGUGAAAGUCAUUCUCAGACUGGCCGGCACCGAUGCCACCGAAGAAUACGAUCCCAUCCAUCCUCCAGGUACAUUGGAAGACAACCUCAAACCGGAAGCCCUUUUGGGGACUGUCGACCCAGAAACACUCCCCAAACCCACCGCAGACGCACAACAACAAUCAUCAGAAGAAGACCAGGGCCCACCGCCCAUGGAAACCCUCUUCAACCUAGACGAAAUCGAACAAGUAGCCACAAAACAAGUCAGCCGCAAAGCAUGGGGAUACUACUACUCCGCUGGAGAUGACCUGAUCAGCAAAAACUUCAACCGCGAAGUCUACCGCUCCAUCUUUUUACGACCUCGCGUCUUUAUCGAUGUCGGAAAAUGCGAUUUGUCGACGACGAUAGUGGGUCAUAAAGUCGGCUUGCCGAUCUAUGUAUCGCCAGCGGCAAUGGCUCGUUUGGCGCACCCCUCUGGCGAGGCAGGUAUUGCCGCGGCUUGUCGUGGGUUUGGCGCUAUGCAGAUGAUUUCGAAUAAUGCGUCCAUGUCACCUGAGCAGAUUGUUGAGAAUGCUGCUCCGGAUCAGGUUUUCGGAUGGCAGUUAUAUAUCCAGAUAGAACGACACAAAAGCGAGGCAAUGAUUGCUCGGAUCGAGAAGCUCAAGGCUAUCAAGUGUAUCAUUUUGACACUCGAUGCGCCGGUGCCCGGUAAACGAGAGGAUGACAUGCGCACCGACAACACGGCUAAAAAAUUACCUGUGCUGUCCAGCAAAGUGGUCGAAGAAAAAGCAGAGACUCUGCCAGAUGGAACACCAGUGCCCAAAGAUGGAGGUGGUGGUGUGGGCCAGCAAUUGUUCGCUGGAACAGCUUAUGAUCUGACUUGGAAGGAGACUUUGCAAUGGCUUACGAAAGUUACAAAACUACCUAUCAUUUUGAAGGGGUUGCAGACGCAUGAAGAUGCUUAUAUUGCGUCGUUGUAUGCUCCGCAGGUGAGAGGUAUCAUUUUGUCGAAUCACGGUGGACGUGCGCUUGACACUGCGCCGCCGGCUGUGCAUACAUUGCUUGAGAUUCGCAAGUACUGUCCUGAGGUCUUUGAUAAGAUCGAGGUUCUCGUCGAUGGUGGUAUUCGACGAGGCACGGAUGUUGUGAAGGCGUUGUGUCUGGGCGCCAGGGCAGUGGGCAUUGGUCGGCCUGCGUUGUGGGGACUUGGUGCUGGUGGUAUUGAGGGCGUUCACAGAACGCUGGAAAUUCUUGCGGAUGAGACCAAGACAUGCAUGCAGUUACUGGGCGUAGAAAAGGUUUCGGAUCUCGGCCCUGAAUACAUCAACUCAAGAAUUGUAGAGCAGCAAAUUUACGAUGGUCCCUCGGGACUCGCAAAAGCGCUUCGUGCCAGACUAUAG